Vigna unguiculata (cowpea) is the source of this 1611-nucleotide messenger RNA. Its product is annotated as E3 Ubiquitin ligase family protein. Gene Ontology annotation, molecular function: ubiquitin-protein transferase activity. Gene Ontology annotation, biological process: protein ubiquitination; organelle organization. NCBI's taxonomy places the organism in Eukaryota, Viridiplantae, Streptophyta, Magnoliopsida, Fabales, Fabaceae. The record is from RefSeq and is a predicted model, not a curated record.
GGUUCCUUAACGGUGGAUGUUGUAGAAGUUGAAGGACGACGUGGAUUUAGUGAUAUUGCAGAAAACGCAGAGCGUGUGUUGGUGUGAGGAAUGAAUGAUCAAUGUCCCAUCAGGAGCAAGCCUUAGUGUCCCUUCUCUCCCAACUCGCCCUUUCCUUCGACGGCGCCGUUUUGGGCUUCGCCUUGGCCUACGCCGCCAUCCGCACCCUCUUCAAAUUCUCCGCCACCUCUGCCGCCCUCCGCAAGCUCCGCCGCGCACCUUACCUCUCUGUUUCCGACCUCCGAUCACUCCUCGCCGAUACUCCCUCUGACGCCGACUCUACCUCUGACGGUGGUACAAUCGUAAUUGUUCGCGGCACCGUUGAUGCCAAGUCUGCCGUCGAUGGCUCCUGGAAAACCCUCAGACCGGGCGUCUUGGUCUCCCGAGAGUCCGGUGAUAAAGGCGUCAUCCUUCAAAGAACUCAAACGUGUAUAUACAAUGAAUGGAAAGGAUUAUUUGGAUGGACUUCUGAUCUUCGGGCCAUAUUUGCAAGAUCUUGGAGACAGCAAGAGUCUACAUCUUUAAGGAAGGUGCCUUUUGUUCUAAUUGAUGUUGGACGGCGACCAUCUACUCCUGAGUAUGUUGUUGUCAACAUGGAUGGCUCAAGGCAUCCAUUGCCUCUGACAACGGUUUAUCAUAAAUUGCAACCAAUAAAUGCUUCUCCUUAUACUUUCUUGCAAGCACUUUUUGGGCAUGAAUAUCCGGUUGGACUGCUAGAUGAAGAGAAAAUACUUCCAUUGGGGAAGGAUAUCACUGCUGUUGGCCUUGGCAGUUUAAAUAAUGGAGUUGUUGAAAUAAAGUCAUGCAAAGAUCUACCAUAUUUUUUAUCUGACUUGAGCAAAGAUCAGAUGAUAGUGGAUCUUUCCAUCAAAACGAAAAUUCUGUUUUGGGGUGGUGUUGCUCUCGGUUCAAUGUCAGUUGGGAUCCUUGGCUAUGCAGUUGUGCGGAACUGGAAUAAGUGGAAACAGUGGAAGCUACAGAGGCAGCUCCAGCAACAAAGGCAAGCAGUGAGUGAUGUUGAACCUCAGGUGGAUGAUGAGAUUGAAGAUGUUCCAGAUGGACAAUUAUGUGUUAUAUGUCUGAUGAGGAGAAGGCGUUCUGUCUUCAUCCCCUGUGGGCAUCUUGUGUGUUGCCAAGGGUGUGCCAUAUCAGUUGAACGUGAAGUGGCACCUAAAUGCCCUGUUUGUCGUCAGGAGAUUCGAAAUUCAGUGCGGAUUUUUGAAUCAUGAUCAGACACCAGCUGAAUGUUCUGUUCACUCCUGCGGCAGGAAACUUUAACACCUGCUAAUGAGAAGAAUGUGCUUUUUGUUUUGAUAAGAUAUGGAAUAUGGAAUUUUUGGGAAAACUUGUCUUGCUCUUGUUUCCUGUGAACUUAUGACUUUAUCUGGGGUAGAUAAUUGGACAUGGCUUAAAUUGUUUGGUCGAGGUUAAUUCGUAGCUUCCUCACUUUCUCACUCUGCCAGGUCUUUUUGGGAAACCUUGCAAGAUUUUCCAACUAAUCCAGUUGCAGUGUACAUAAAUACUUAAUUUUGCCUUACACCUAUAGAAUGAACUCUGAUAUGCUCUUGUUCA